UGUAUGCAACUGUCAUUCGGUGAUGGCAUGGUUCGUUUCUUACGAGACUUUUCUCGAAAAUUACGAGAAUCCCUAGUCAUUCAAAACUAGCACGCGGUUUAUUUGUAAGCAUAUUGUGUGUUUGAUCAAUCUCUAACGUUGCGAUCAAGUUCAGUGACCAGGACGUGUCAAAAAUCUUGACUGUCACGGCGUAACUUGACUUUUCGCGUGUGAUACUCUGAAGAUUAUAAAUCCUGAGACCUUGUGCCAAGUUAGAUUCUUGAAAAAUGGCCAAGUGGGGCGAGGGUGACCCCAGAUGGAUCGUGGAGGAGCGACCUGACGCCACAAACGUGAACAACUGGCAUUGGACUGAGAAAAAUGCAGGGCCGUGGUCGAAGGAGAGGCUAAAAGAAUUGCUGAAUAACUAUAAGAUAGCUCAGAAUGGUGUGAGUUGUAAGAUUGUGGAGGUGGAGAAACUCGAUGGGGAGGCGUCAGCUAACAAUAGGAAAGGAAAACUAAUAUUUUUCUAUGAAUGGGACAUAAAGUUGAAAUGGGAAGGAACCCUGGCUGGUAGUUCGGAAACUGUGAAGGGGGAAGUGAGCAUUCCCAACUUGUCGGAAGAAAAUGACGUUAGCGAAGUCGAUAUUUCAGUCACAAUCAAAGGCAGCGGUGAAGAGGCUCAGAGAGUCAAAGCAUUUAUGCACAACGUUGGCCGAGAUAAAAUCCGGACCCAACUCACCGAAUACAUUCGCAGUCUCAAAGAAGAAUUCUCCAAAGGUCUAAUCCUCCCCAAGAAAGGUGAAACAACCGUCAAACCGGAUAAUGUGUCCAUGAUUACCAGCGGUUUUAAUAAGAAAGUUAGUAUGGACCCGAUACUCGCUCCGAAAGCUCAGCAGAUUGGAUGCAAGUUAGACACGAAGAGUAUUGAGCUGUCCGAGAAGUUCCAGUGUCGUGCUCAGGAGUUUUAUGAUGCUAUGACUCGAAUAGAAAUGGUUACUGCUUUCACACAGGGCCACGUGAAAAUGGAAGCAGAGAAAGGUGGCAAGUUUGCCCUGUUCGGUGGCAACAUCACCGGCGAGUUCCGGGAGCUGGUGCCGCCUAAAAAGAUAGUGCAGUACUGGAGAUACAAGCAGUGGCCCGCACAGCACUUCUCUGAAGUCACCUUCACUAUUGAUGAGAAGGACGACCACACCCUAGUGACAGUGAAACAGGACCUUGUGCCCACUGCAGAAGUAGAUCAGACUCGCGACAACUGGCGGCGGUACUACUUCGACAGUAUUAAGCGAGCGUUCGGCUUCGGAGCGUUUCUGUGAUGUGCACAGUUAAUUAGGUUCAAUUUUACCCAUAAAGUGUUUCUGAUGAAGAAUGCACCCGAGGACAAGUUAUAUAAAAUGCAGGAUUUCAUUUUAUGUAAAUUUUGUAUUGCCACUGUGAUGAAUAACAUAACUAUGCCGAUUUGUGCAAAAGCUAAAGGGGCGUGCUUUCAAGGCUUUAUGAUACUUCCAAAUAUCUAGCUAAUAUCAAUCUGUACUAAGCACUUCUUGUAGUCGAAAAACUUAUCAUAUCCUAAUAAAAUGGACUAAUAUGUGUUUUUGAGUUAUUUGUCACUGUUUGAUGUUGUCCAGAUAUAACUAAAGUAGAUAAAUAAUAUUCAAAUAUUUAAUGUCGACAUUAUAUUAGAACUGCCAUUUAAUCUACCUCAAUCCAAUUGGCCUAUGUCUACUUUUGGGCUGAAACCUCUUGCGCUUAAUCAUAAAACCAUUUUCCAUGUAAACAGUACUAAUAGACUAUUUUAACUGCACUUAAAAAUAAUCAUCUUAUGACAGUUGCGCAAUGUUGUUGUAUUUGCGCAAUUUUUGCGCAUAGUUUGCGCAAUGUGCGCUAAUAAUACAUCAGCUUAUGUCAUGUUCAUCUUCCAUAAAAUUAAUAAAUACUUAAAUAGCCUUGAAUCCACGUCCAUGACAACAUAAUAAAAAAAUCUAAGAAUCUUAUUAGCCAAUUGCAAUCGUUAUUUUGCGCCAAAAUUUUGUAGAUAAUACAGACAGAUAUACAAUAUUUAAACGGUACAUGUUAGUACUAAAAUUAUAGUGUUUCACUAGUGCACAGAAUUUUCUGUACUUAUAAAUAAGCAUAAUAACUAAAUAUUGUCUUGAUGAAGAUCACUCUUGCUACAGUCAAAAAUUACGUUAUUAUUGUUUAAAUAAGUAUUGAACAAAAUACAUAAGACUUAAUAGUUACAGAAAUUUGUACCCCAUAUCGUAAGUUUGAUCUCUCUGAAAGAUAUUUUUAGGCAAAUUGAAUGAAUUUUCUAGAAACGUAAUAUUGUGUGUCUGUCUGUAUAUCUAAGCGAUGAACUUUGCUUAAUUCUGUAAGUAGCUGAUAUACCUAUGUGUAAACGUUUUUUUUUAAUUUAUGGGAUUUGAUUCACCAAUAAAUUAUGUUAGAUAUAA
This is a messenger RNA of Helicoverpa zea (corn earworm), 2429 nucleotides long. RefSeq names its product activator of 90 kDa heat shock protein ATPase homolog 1 (gene Ahsa1). Gene Ontology annotation, biological process: protein folding; positive regulation of ATP-dependent activity. Gene Ontology annotation, cellular component: cytosol. Gene Ontology annotation, molecular function: protein-folding chaperone binding; ATPase activator activity. The transcript has 5 exons. Bases 267 to 1292 code for a protein of 341 amino acids. The record is from RefSeq and is a predicted model, not a curated record. Lineage: Eukaryota; Metazoa; Arthropoda; Insecta; Lepidoptera; Noctuidae.